AUGGAGAACUCACAAGCAGCACUUCUGAUGCUGGCGUUCCUGCUGUUUCUAAAAGGGUCGUCAACACUGGUAGUAAAACCUGUCACAGACCCUGUGAUCGGUGAGGUUGGAGACACUGUAACACUGGAGAUUAAACCCCCUGGGGCUCUAGCUGCAAUAUCUUGGGUUAGCCCUACAAGUAUCACUGUGGUGUCGCUUACCGGUUCCACCCCAGUCAUAGGCCCUGGAUAUGAGAACAGAGUCACCCUGGACACAUCUACAGGAUCAGUGGAGCUCAGAUCUGUGAACCGCAAAGACGCUGGCGUGUAUGUUUUUGAUGGCAUUACCAUUGUAUCAGGAAUCAGAGAAUCAUUCAAGGGAAACAUUACCUUGAACGUCAGUGCUCUGGUAUUAAAACCUGUCACAGACCCUGUGAUCAGCAAGGAUGGGGACAAUGUAACUCUGGAGAUUCGACCCCCUGGAGCUCUAACUGCAAUGACAUGGACUUUCAGUCCUACGGGUAUCACUGUGGUGUCAUGGUCCAGAUCAGCCCCAGUCAUAGGCACUGGAUAUGUUAACAGAGUCACCCUGAACACAACUACAGGAUCACUGGGGCUCAGCUCUGUGAAUGGCAGUGACUCUGGGGUGUAUCUGUUUCGGGGCAAAACCGCUGUAUCAGGAAAUCCAGAAGACAUCGAUGGAAAUGUCACCUUGGAAGUGUACGAGCCGAUAACUAAUGUAAAAGUGGAACCCAAUCCUGCCCAGCCAAUAGCAAACCAGACUCUAAAGUUGGCCUGCCUGGUGCUUGGAUCACAGAUUGUUUCCUCAAGGCUCUGGCUGAAGGACGGUCAGCCCUUGGACUCUAGUGACAGAAUAACAGUGUCUGUGAACAGCAGUGUAGUCUCCUUCAACAAAGUCCUGCAGUCUGAUAAUGGAGAUUAUCAGUGUAAAGCUAAUGGCCCUGUAAAUGAAGUGACGAGCGCUGUGUACAGAUUGGAGGUCAAUUAUGGACCAGAACAGGCAUCUCUUACAGGACCAGACAAAGCCGCUCUCAAUUCAUCUGUAACGUUCACAUGUUCGGCUCAGUCUGUCCCCGCUUGUAUUUACAUCUGGUAUGUAAAUGGGAUACAGACUGCUCAGGGCUCCCAAUACCAGAUAGAUGCUGUUAGCAAUGUUGAUACAGGGAGCUACAUGUGCAUGGCCUGGAACUCAGUGACAAGACGGACCAGCAUCGCAGAGAAAAAACUUGUGUUGUUUAGUGUGACUGGUAAAGAAGGGCCCAUCUUGUCUGCAGGAGAGAUCACUGGAGUUGUCAUCGGCACACUUGCAGGGGUCACUGGCAUUGCUCUUGGGGUGUAUUUCAGUGUAAAGCUAUGCAGGAAGAAUCCAGAUGAUCCCAAACUUGGUCCAGCUGAAAGAAGUUUAGAUGCUGUCACUUGGCCGAAUGCAUCAGAAACAUAUGAGAACAUCGCUACUGACCAGACAGCAAGCAAAGCAAAAAAACAGGACCACGCAUACACAGACUUACAGUCUCCUGAUCAGUCCACAUACAGCACCUUGAACGAGUAGGGGGGAUUCUAUAUGCCUUAACCCACCUUGUAUCAACCCUGACAAGUUAGGAACUGAAUCAUAAUACUUAAGAUACAUAACUAUUGUACUAAUGGGCUGAAGUGUAAGCCAGUGGACUUUCUGUCCAACAGACUUUGUUUCAGGAAACAUCACAGCAGCUAUACAGCCUAUAAAGAGAACUUAUUUUUCAUUUUUUAGUUAAAUAUUUCUACUGCUUCUGCUUCCUGCAUCUAAUGACUGUUUCUGUUGUAUGUAUAAACACACACGCACACACACACACUGCACUCACCGAGGGUCCCCUUUCAGAUCAAAAGGUUGAAUCAAGAUGUCUUAGAAGCUACUGCUGCCGGAGAACUGCAAAAACAAUAGGCUUCUCUGGAAUAUCCUUCUGUGACAGAAGAGAGUGAACAAGGGGCACUGGCUUGAAUGCUUUAUUAUUGGAUCAUUUUAUGAUUAAAUCUGGUGAUUUUAAAACCAUUAUGCUGAUCCCACACAUGGCUGCACAAACUACAAGAUUCUGUGUACGAACGAGCAACGUGACACAUGGGAGGAAGUGAGCUCCAGUAUAUGACUGAUAAGAUAGACUGACAUUGAGAGGAUAGGGAGCAGGUUUGGUUAUAUUUGCCAUUUACAUUAAAAGCUGUUCUUUUGAAUAUUAAAAUGAUCUAUAAAAGUAUUUAUAAGAUUUUUUUUUAACAUGCGUUGU
This is a messenger RNA of Acipenser ruthenus (sterlet), 2254 nucleotides long. RefSeq names its product carcinoembryonic antigen-related cell adhesion molecule 20-like. NCBI's taxonomy places the organism in Eukaryota, Metazoa, Chordata, Actinopteri, Acipenseriformes, Acipenseridae. Bases 1 to 1548 code for a protein of 515 amino acids. The record is from RefSeq and is a predicted model, not a curated record. The transcript is spliced from 10 exons.